AUGGCGGAUAGUGCCGAAGCAAUUGAGGCACAUGAGGUUGGAAACACCAGCUGGGUGAGAACCGCCAAAGAUCUGUUUGCCGGCGCUGCUGGCGGUGUCGCCCAGGUUCUGCUAGGUCAACCAUUCGAUAUCGUCAAAGUCCGCCUUCAGACGACAACCACUUACCCCAGCGCCUUAUCAUGUGCAUCAUCAAUCCUCCAGAACGAAGGACCGCUGGCAUUCUAUAAAGGCACACUCACUCCUUUAAUUGGCAUUGGGGCUUGUGUCUCCGUCCAGUUCGGCGCCUUCCACUAUGCUAGACGAGCAUUCGAGGAACAAAACCUCCGCGCCAACCAUCCAGCAGAUCUAUCAUAUGGCCAAUACUACCUGGCAGGGGCCUUCGCUGGUUUAACCAACUCAGUUCUCUCUGGCCCAAUCGAGCAUGUGCGUAUCCGUCUACAGACUCAACCACACGGUGCUGCCCGCCUUUACAACGGGCCCUUAGAUUGUAUAAAGAAGCUCUCCGCUCACGAAGGCAUCCUACGAGGCCUCUACCGCGGCCAAGCGGUCACACUCUACCGAGAAGCACAAGCCUACGGCGUCUGGUUUCUCACCUUCGAAUACCUGAUGGCCUUAGACCAAAAACGCAACAACGUCCGCCGCGAAGAUAUUUCUUCUCCAAAAGUAGCCUUCUACGGAGGACUUGCCGGUGAAGCGCUGUGGAUCGCCAGUUACCCCUUUGAUGUGGUCAAGAGUAAGAUGCAGAGCGACGGCUUUGGGAAGGAGCAAAGGUACAAGACCAUGAGAGAUUGCUUUGCGCAAACGUGGAAGGUCGACGGGAUGAGAGGAUUUUGGAAGGGUAUCGGGCCGACAUUGGUGAGGGCUAUGCCUGUCAGUGCGGGUACAUUUGCAGUGUAA
This is a messenger RNA of Cladophialophora psammophila CBS 110553, 897 nucleotides long. Its product is annotated as solute carrier family 25, member 46. The coding region runs from base 1 to 897 and encodes 298 amino acids. The transcript has 3 exons. The record is from RefSeq and is a predicted model, not a curated record. Lineage: Eukaryota; Fungi; Ascomycota; Eurotiomycetes; Chaetothyriales; Herpotrichiellaceae. Gene Ontology annotation, biological process: mitochondrial L-ornithine transmembrane transport. Gene Ontology annotation, molecular function: L-ornithine transmembrane transporter activity.